UUGUUUCUGUAAAACAAAAAGGGCCAAAUGAAUGCACCGUUCUGGUGUCUUCUCCAAUCUGGGUGUUGGAGACUGAAUCGUCGAGAGAAGGCGCAGCGGCGGCGACAAGCCAUGGAGUUCCUGAUGCAGCCGAUAUGUGGAUCUACUUUUCUGGAGGAGGUAGGCGAAAGUACAGUGCCGCCCCGUGUGGCAGAUCAGGGUGCGGUGGAGCGGGCGGGCAAUGUGGGAUGGGGAGGCGCGGGAGCAGCCAGGCCUAGGAACGGGUGUGCUGGAGCAGACACCGGUGAUUGGGAAUUUCAUGGCAGCGGAGGAAGCACCGGCUAUGGUGGGGGAUUCAUGGCGGCAAGCAGGGUGUGGGGGAGCUGGCGCCGGCGGUUGGUAGCGCGGACGCUCAAAUCUGGGAUGUCCGCGGAGCAGCGGCAGAAAGGAGUGAGAUAUCUCCCGCGGCCUCCGGCUAUUAACUGGAAAGAUGAACCCCCGGGCUCCUGGAUGGAACAAAAGGCUAAGGAUUGGAGAUGCAGCACCUAGGAGAACACCUUGUCGAUGUGGACGACCAAUGACUAGUUUUUUGUGUUGUGGCCAAAUUGUAAUGUGCAUUUCUGCUGUGUUGUUCCGAACUUCCAGAUGUGGAAGUUGUUGUUGGACCUUCUUUAUGUGACACUGGCAAAUGUAGCUGAACCAAACUACUGAAGUGACUCCGGUGGUAGCGUCUCGCCGGCUGAGCACUGCAGAAAAAGGGAAGAAGCCAGUGGUUGAGGAAUCUGAAAUGGAGUCAUCCGACAGUGAUGAAAAUGAGCAGGAACGAGGUGAUCGACGCUCUAGGAAUGCUAUACGUCGCCUAAGAGGACAAGCAAAUACUGCUAAUGGAAGGGCUGAACAUACGGGGGCAAGGGCUGCUGUUGUCAACAGUACGACAGGUGGCACGGCUGAAAUUGACAAUAUUCUACAAGAGGUUACAGCGAUGCAAGGCGCUUGUCAGGUGGCGGGGGUAACUACUGAAAAAUUAGGGCACAAAGGGAUAACUGGAACUCAGUAUCCGCCUAUAGCUGUGAAACAGGAGGAUGAUGGCGCACUGAGAGUUGUGGUUGACACAGAAGUUUUGAAUGUGGUCGACAUUGACAUAGAUUGCACGAGGCAGCUUCAGAAUGAGCUUUAUGAAGAAUAUGUGAUUGAGGAAGCAUCCCGGCUGUCAACAGUUGUGUAUGUCAUCGACAGUGAUAGCAAUAAUGAUGGUGCGUUUGAAGAAUGGUCGGACCCUGACCAUGAUCUGUUAGUAGAGAUUGACAGGAGGCUCAGGGAGCAAGAGGUGAGGGAUGAGGGUGUUGCAAAAAAGUACCAAGAAGAUGAAGAAAAGAAGGCGAACGAGCAGGAAGAGAAGGAUGCAGAGCUUGCGAGGAGGUGUGCGAAAGAGGCGCAACGCGAGGCUUUGGAGCAAGUGGAUAAAGAUAAUCAGGUUGCUUGUAUGUGCCAAGCCCUGUAUGAACAAAAUGCCACUGAUGAGCAGAUCGAGAAGGCCUGUGCACAUGCUGCCGUUGGUGAUGCAGUACAUAAUGUUGCUCAUAAGGCGAGCCAAGGAUCUGGAACACCGGGCGUGGGGAUAGACAUGUUCAGACAAAUAAAUAAAUAAAUAAAACUUUGGAUGUUAGUCCGAGUGGUAUGAUCAGAGUAUCAACCUCUGGAGGUGAGUGAGAGGAAAACAAUAUUAAAAGAAAAGAUACCAGGGUACAAAUUGCCCAACAUUUUGUGUAAUGUGUCCUUGAAGGGGACACAAGAAUGGAUGGCACUGGCAUCGAUGGAGCGCGUAGCCCACAACGGCUGAGCCGUGGCCCACAACACAAAGCUCCCAUCUGAGCCGUAGCUGCGAGUAUGACG
Molecule: messenger RNA, 1872 nt
Organism: Triticum dicoccoides
Lineage: Eukaryota; Viridiplantae; Streptophyta; Magnoliopsida; Poales; Poaceae
Exons: 8
Coding region: 767-1627 (286 amino acids)
Source: RefSeq, a predicted model, not a curated record